Messenger RNA from Chironomus riparius, 1227 nucleotides. The record is from the annotation of a GenBank genome assembly. Lineage: Eukaryota; Metazoa; Arthropoda; Insecta; Diptera; Chironomidae.
AUGAGAAGAAUUAAAAAAGCUUCAAAGAAGCCUAAAAUUCAACAAAAUAUUUUCGAUGUGUAUCGAUUUUUAAAAAUUUCGCUGUUCCUAAUGAAAAUUUUCACGAAAGAAAUUUCAUUUAAUGACAAAAGUGCACCAGCUGUGAUUAAGAAUGCAUUACAUUCAUUGAUUGUUGUUGGAACUGUGAUGAGCAUGAUGAGUCAUGUGUAUCUAUUUGGAGAGUACACGUACAUUCAUAUUGACGAUAUGAGACGUGCUACAAUGGGAAUGGUGCUUGUUCUGACGGAAAUAAAAAUCUUUUCGAUGGGGCUGAUCAUCUUGUCUCAAAAAUCUUUGGUCAAACAAAUAUUGGAAAGGAUGAAUCGGGAAUGUUCAGUCAAUGAAAUUAGGGAAAAUGGAAUAUUGAAAGAAAUUAAGGAUUUUAGGAAUUUAUCCUGGGGAUAUACUGCAUUUUGGUAUUGUCCAAUGAUUCUUGUAUUUGUUCGCAGUAUUACAAAUGCAGCUAUACAACAGGAAUGGAUAUAUCCUUAUGAACUAGAAUUCUCGGACUUCACUAAAAAUCUUGGCAUAUUUGGACAUUCUGCACUUUACAUUUGGAUCUGCUCGGUGUCACUAUUUGGUACUGGAUUUAUGAUUGGAUUUGAUUUGCUUUUUGUUGGACUGAUUUCAAUCAUAUCAAUUGAAUUUGACAUCUUGACUAGCAAAAUUCUUACAUUUGGAUCAAUUCAAUUAGGACAGAAAAAAUAUCUCAAAAAUCUCAUUGAACAUCAUGUCAAGAACCUCAAAAUGGUUCAAUUACUCGAAGAAAUUUUCAGUACACAAUUGCUGAUUAAUUUCUUAUUCUCAUCAUUCAUCAGCUGCUUUCUUGCAUUCAAUUUCAUAACAUCUUAUGAAAUUACUGAUUUUUUCUUUAAUAGCACUUUUUGCAUCACCAUACUUUAUCAAUUCUAUGUCCAAUGUCGAUUUGGUCAGAAGCUGAUGGAUGCUGGAGAUAAAGUUUAUGAAGGAUUUCGUGAAUGCAAAUGGGAAAAUGUUGAUAACCUCAAAAUAAAGAAAGCAUUAAUCUUGAUAACACAAAGUGCUCAAAGUAUCUUAGUGAUUAUAAUAAAUCAUUUGGAAGUAUUACAGCUAGUUCAUGAUCAAAUAAUUACAGGUUCUGAUGAGGACUUACUCAUACUUCACACUGUGCCGUCAAGUUUAUUCAAAGUCAUAAGCAACGUUAUUUGA